This is a messenger RNA of Penaeus indicus, 732 nucleotides long. RefSeq lists its product as uncharacterized. The record is from RefSeq and is a predicted model, not a curated record. The transcript is spliced from 6 exons. The annotation marks the transcript as partial. NCBI's taxonomy places the organism in Eukaryota, Metazoa, Arthropoda, Malacostraca, Decapoda, Penaeidae.
GCCCUCUCAGAUGCAGACAGAGAGAUAGAGGAGGUCAUUGCUCCCUUCAGUCAGGACUUCUCUAAUCCACUCAAUACUGAAAUUAAUAUUCCUCUUCGAGGCAAAGGGAAACCACAGCCACAACAUUUGGACAUCUUCAAUUUUGCUACUGAUCCGUGUUUUGAUAGUGUGGAGCCGGAGAAGGGGCCAGACUACAAGAAUGAGCUUGAAGAAUCAGUCAUAAGCCUUCAGGAAAACAACAAGGAUCUCUACAAUUUUGCAAUGAAACAGAUCCUGAAGAAAACGCCCAAAGGAGGAAAGGGAGGUUCUGACCAGAAAACCAAUAAUAAAGGAAAGAAAGCGAGUGCCAAUAAAAACAGAUAUUUUGAUAAUACAAAGCAGAAAAAGUACAAAAUGCCACAAUGCAACUAUAAUGCAUCAGUGUAUAAAGAAUGCGGCAUAGCUCAGUUGCUGCAGGGAACCUUGUGUGUACAACCUGGCUCCAUAGUUUUAGAAAGGAAUGUGACCAGAGAGGGAGAGGCUAAAAGUGGGAACAUCAGGAGUAGGAAGAAGAGAUACUGGGGUAGAUGCAGGAACAUCUUGGGAGAGAUGAGGGCUUGGCAAAGCAAAGGUCAGCAUCAAGGCAGAGAGCACGAGAAAAACCUCAUCGGCAUGCUUCCUAUCUGGCUUCGCGUAAAGGCAGGGGAGAGGAGCAGUUCCAGUAUGGUCCAUGAGUUUGGGACUCGGAUAUAA